AAGAUAGAGAUAAAGACUAUGUCCAAAAAACUUUUAUUAAUCAAUUCAAAUGUAACUCUUGAUGGUCUGCAUAAUGAAUUGGAAAAUUUUAUAUCAAACUGGGACUCAUUAAAAUUAAAUAUUCAGGACCAGCAUUCUUUACAUUUUAAAACGGAAGGUGGUGCAACUGAAGAAUCGGAGAAAGUCCUAGGAUGCAAUGAGGGAAACAGUCAGUGUAAAAGCUGUAAAAAUUGUGCUUUGUGUUGUUAUUUUAUAAUAUUUAACCUAUAAAUACUUACAUUACCAAUCUCACAAGUAGCUUGUGAAAGAUCAUAUUCUAAGAUAAAAUAUAUU
Messenger RNA from Acanthoscelides obtectus, 333 nucleotides. NCBI's taxonomy places the organism in Eukaryota, Metazoa, Arthropoda, Insecta, Coleoptera, Chrysomelidae. The record is from the annotation of a GenBank genome assembly.